Molecule: messenger RNA, 498 nt
Organism: Gongylonema pulchrum
Lineage: Eukaryota; Metazoa; Nematoda; Chromadorea; Rhabditida; Gongylonematidae
Source: the annotation of a GenBank genome assembly
AUGGCAAGGGAGAGGUUUUGGCAAAAAAUUAUCAGAGGCGGACUGCUUGUAAAAGAAGAACCUCCUACGGAGUCUGAGCAACCAAUGUUUGAUCCGGAACAGGGUUCUGAUAAUGAAAUGCUGGAGCGGAAGUGCGAAAGUAUUGGCAUGGAAGUACCAGACGGGCCGUAUUCCGUCCUGGGCAUAUUUGACAUCGCUGCAGUCAAACGAAACGACGCUGAAUCGGACUAUUGGGGGGACCCUCGUUUUCUUUGCAAUCGGCGGAACGCUUUUAAUUGGAAAAGGGAUAAGUCCUCGAAGCAUACGCUGGGGCCAAACGCUCGCCGUUUUGUCAAGCAGCUCUUGUUUGGAAAGUUAGACGUUCCGGCAUCACGUUUGGAUAGCAGUUAUUAUCAGCCGAAGAUGUACACGCGCAUUGUGCUUUCGAAUCUUCGUAAGCUUUGUCUGGAAAAGAAAAAAGCCGUAAAUGCAGAAGAGGUAGGAACAUUGCUUCAGUAA